Molecule: messenger RNA, 1779 nt
Organism: Amaranthus tricolor (Joseph's coat)
Lineage: Eukaryota; Viridiplantae; Streptophyta; Magnoliopsida; Caryophyllales; Amaranthaceae
Exons: 4
Coding region: 439-1611 (390 amino acids)
Biological process (GO): mitotic sister chromatid cohesion; maintenance of mitotic sister chromatid cohesion
Cellular component (GO): Ctf18 RFC-like complex; chromosome, centromeric region; nucleus
Source: RefSeq, a predicted model, not a curated record
GUUAGUAUAACGAUAAUAAGGGUGUGUGGAGCGAAGAAAAUUGCCGAUCUUAACCCCUCAUUUCAAACAUCAUUGGUUUGUUCCCCUAUCCCGCCCCCGCCUUUUUGAUAUUCUAUCUAAAAAUCCAUCACCGGUAAAGACUAGACUUGUAGAGGACUACAGAAAGCAAAAUCUCCAUUUUCUUUUGUUGAAGGCUUCAUAUCGCAGCUGUGGUGUUUUGCUAGAGAUGCUAUCACAUCAGUGCAAGCAGUAACAGCAAAUUGAUUGGCUAUAGCUGGUUCAAUAUCUGACGUGUAGUUUCUCUUUGAGCUGGGAGAAGUAUUUGUUCGUUUUCCAAAUUUUGGUGCAUCAACUUUCUUAUAACAUCGUUAUCAUUGUAACUUGUAAGACUUCAAUAUUUGAGAAGGGGUGAGACUUCAGAGUAACUGAAGACAGCAAAUGGAUAGUUAUAGAGAUGCAAAAGCAGUUUUAGAUCUUCAGCCCAAGUCUUCAAUAUCUGUGGCUUAUCAUCAAGACUUUGGUCCUCAUGAUGACCUGCUCCUUCUUGAGAUUGAUGAAAAGCUUAUUCCAGAUGUACUCAGUGAAAGAGUUUCUCUGAGGGGAGAGCCAGAUGAAGAGGCUGUGUUUUGCACAAAAUCUAAGACUUAUGCGAUCAAAUUCGUGGGUAAUUCCAAUUCUGUUUUACUCGUUCCUCCUAACACGCCUUCAUUGUCUGAUAAUGCAAUGAAUUGUGAUGACCAAAAUAUGGAUCAGCCUGCCAAGGCUUCUGUGUUGAAGGUGGCUUCUGGUAAUCUGGAGCUUGUUGAGGUUGCUCCCAGAUUGGACAAGUUAAAACGACUUCUGUCACAGAGACCUUUUAGCAUCGAGGAGGUAUCAGGAAUGGAUACUUUUACCGAAAGUGAGGAAGUGAACUCUCUAUAUACAUGGGAUGAUCUCAUUGCAUGGAUUCAAGCGAGUGACGAGGAACUGAGAUCGGGCUUGGAAGCUCUCAGUGCAUUCGAAAUCAAUGGAUAUUGGAGAAUCAUAGACGACAAGUGCAUGGAUUCAGUCCUGAACAUGCUUUUGCAUAACGCAGUGUUAAAUGAUUGGUCUUUUGAAGCAUUACCAGAAAAUGAGGUAGUCAGCGUGAUGGAUUCAGAUGGCUUUCCGCCCAAACUUUCCACCCACUGUUUGAGAGUGUAUGGAAAUAAAGUCGACAAUGAGGAUGGUAUAUCCUUAUGGAAAUUGAACGAAAGACGGGUUUGUGUUCAUUUUGCAAGAGUCAUUUUAAGAACAGGGAAAGUAAAGAUGGAGAAGUUUUUAGAAGAGUGGAAAUGUAAAAUUCCACAUGGAAUCCAGACAAGCUUUGAUAUGUUAGAAGGAGAAGUUUUGACUGAAAGGAUUGGGGCGGAAACUUGGAUUCGAGCUUUCAGUGUUUCGUCUUUGCCAUCAACUCCCGCAGAGCGUUUCUCAAUCCUUUUUAAAGAGCGACCAAAAUGGGAAUGGAAGGAUCUAGAGCCUUAUAUAAGGGAUUUGAAAGUACCAGGACUUUCUUCAGAGUGUUUACUGCUGAAAUACACAAGAAGAUCACAACCAAGACCUGAUGUUGAACCCAUUUUUAGUGCAAGGUAAUUGAUUGUAGUAUCUAUAAUUCUAUUAUGUUAUAUGAUAAUGUAUCAUUUAGCUGCUUCAGAGAUAUAUUAUAUCAGAUCAGAUUCUUGAUUUAGUUUAUUGUGUAGCAAUCUUAAAAGGACAGAAGAGUAAUUCUAUAUGCAAUUGUAAGAAGCCAUUGUAUACUCA